This is a messenger RNA of Serendipita indica DSM 11827, 495 nucleotides long. Lineage: Eukaryota; Fungi; Basidiomycota; Agaricomycetes; Sebacinales; Serendipitaceae. The record is from the annotation of a GenBank genome assembly.
AUGGCCCCCAAACGUAAAGCUGAAGAUGUUCAGCCUGAAGGCGUUCCAGAGGGGCGCCCAAAGCGUGCUGCGAAGUCUGCCAAGGUCGCUGCCCAUGACGACAACGAGAAAAAGCCAGCCAAAGCAAAGCGUGGAGCAGCAAAGACAAAGAAGGAGCCCAUUCCUACACAAGACGAGUUCAAGGAGGCAGCCCUUCCUCUCCAUGUCAAUAUUAUGCACACUCCUCCUCCGAUUGAUCAAGUUGCUGCUGCCAAUCAAGACCCAGGCUUCCUUUCGCACAUUGCGCUGACGCCAACGGUCUUCAAUACACGCAGCUAUGGCUGGAAGGGCUCUAAGAAACUGUUGGUUGAACUGGAGAAUUCAACUGGGCCAGAGAAGACCAAAGUCUGGGUGCAGUUGAACAUCAACGCGACUGUCGUUGGCAGUAAGCCGUCAGAUGAUGAAGAAAAGGAUGCGGAGGAACAGGCUGAGCCUGCGACAACGGAAGCUGAUUGA